UGUAAGGGCUUGACUAUCGUUUGUUUUCCUUACAGAUCCUUGGUGAUGGGCUUAUAAAUCAUUUCCCAAUGCUUAUAAAUCAAUUCCCUAAGAUGUACAGGGAUGAUCUGAAGAAUUUAGUACUGAAAAUGGUUGUUGAGAAUGUAGACCCCACUACAUUCUUAGAUGAAAUCCAUAAGAAACGUCAACAACAGGUGAUUGAACUGUCCGACAGUGAUGAGGAAGUUCUUCAACUUUCAUCCAAUGUGGACAGUGGCUACCAACCUUCAACUGGUGUGGGAAGUGGAUACCAACCUUCCACUGGUGUGGGAAGUGGCUACCAACCUUUAACCGGUGUGGGAAGUGGAUACCAACCUUCCACUGGUGUGGGAAGAGUCUACCAACCUUCAGCUGGUGUGGGAAGUGGAUACCAACCUUCCACUGGUGUGGGAAGUGGAUACCAACCUUCCACUGGUGUGGGAAGUGGAUACCAACCUUCCACUGGUGUGGGAAGUGGAUACCAACCUUCCACUGGUGUGGGAAGUGGAUACCAACCUUCCACUGGUGUGGGAAGAGUCUACCAACCUUCAGCUGGUGUGGGAAGUGGAUACCAACCUUCAGCUGGUGUGGGAAGUGGAUACCAACCUUCCACUGGUGUGGGAAGUGGAUACCAACCUUCCACUGGUGUGGGAAGUGGAUACCAACCUUCCACUGGUGUGGGAAGUGGAUACCAACCUUCCACUGGUGUGGGAAGUGGAUACCAACCUUCCACCGGUGUGGGAAGUGGAUACCAACCUUCCACUGGUGUGGGAAGUGGAUACCAACCUUCCACUGGUGUGGGAAGUGGAUACCAACCUUCAGCUGGUGUGGGAAGUGGCUACCAACCUUCCACUGGUGUGGGAAGUGGAUACCAACCUUCCACUGGUGUGGGAAGUGGAUACCAACCUUCCACUGGUGUGGGAAGUGGAUACCAACCUUCCACUGGUGUGGGAAGUGGAUACCAACCUUCCACUGGUGUGGGAAGAGUCUACCAACCUUCAGCUGGUGUGGGAAGUGGAUACCAACCUUCAGCUGGUGUGGGAAGUGGAUACCAACCUUCCACUGGUGUGGGAAGUGGAUACCAACCUUCCACUGGUGUGGGAAGUGGAUACCAACCUUCCACUGGUGUGGGAAGUGGAUACCAACCUUCCACUGGUGUGGGAAGUGGAUACCAACCUUCCACCGGUGUGGGAAGUGGAUACCAACCUUCCACUGGUGUGGGAAGUGGAUACCAACCUUCAGCUGGUGUGGGAAGUGGCUACCAACCUUUAACCGGUGUGGCAAGCAGCUACUCACAUUCAACUGGUGUGGACGCCAGCUACCAACCUUCAGCUGGUGUGGACGUCAGCUACUCACCUUCAACUGAUGUUGGAAGAGGCUACCCACCUUCAACUGGUGUGGGAAGUGGAUACCCACCUUCAACUGGUAUUGACGUCAGCUACCCACCUUCAACUGGUGGGGAUACUGCAAACCCACCAAUGUCUGUAUACACCGAGCAUCAGGCGCCAUUUCAAAAGGGGAAAGAUAUCACCUUUUUAGAAAUUUCAAAGGAUCUACGUAUCAUCACUCCACCCUCCAAUAGAAGUGAUGCAAGCGUCCUCAGUCAAUCAUUGUCUGGUUACGGAGGCACAGUAGGCUUCAACAGCGACCGUCCAGACAAUGUCAUUGUGGUGAAUCCUGGAGCAAGCUUGUAUGAAGAACCUGAAAAGGUUGAAGUUGUAUCGUUGAAAAAAAAGCAGCAGGCUGACCCAGAGACAUUAGCCAAACUUAAGUCUCGGCUUGUCGGGAAAAAAAGUACAAGAGAAAAACCAUAUAAACGGCCUCAAAUACAGUUUACCAAUCUGCCAAACUUUGACAAGAUCGAAAAAUAAGGAACAAAUCUAGCCACUUCCAACUCUGUUAAUGCAAUUUCUCUUCAGCAUAUUCAGUAGAGAGUUACUCUAGUAAACCAGAGGUCCCGGGUUUGAUCCCCACUGGACACAUCGACACAUUGACACAUUAAAAAAACUUCUUGUUGUUUAAAAGGUAUAGAUAUGAUAUAUGGAUAUGAUUGUUAUGCCCCCGCCUUGAAAUAGGGGGCAUAUAAUGUUACCAUGUCUGUAUCCACGUGUCGCGUCCCAUCUCAUCGUGUCCCGUGCCGUCCCUAUAUGCAAUGUAACUAGCUAAUCUCACGAACUGCUGAUGUGAUCCUCACCAAACUCUGGAAUGUGGAAUAGUGAGAUUUGUAUCGCUUGAGAUGCCUUGUUAAACUUUUUGUGUCACUUUUAACAUUGUUACUCCAUCUAUUCUGGUAAUAGAUGUUAAAAAAAAUCAUAGCAUUGUGUAUUUAAAAUAUGAUAUCAAAGGCUCUGCUGAUUGUGUACUCUGCUUUAAGCUUUUAAAAUAAAUUAAUGUGUGUAAACA
Pecten maximus is the source of this 2421-nucleotide messenger RNA. Its product is annotated as putative per-hexamer repeat protein 5. The record is from RefSeq and is a predicted model, not a curated record. The transcript has 2 exons. The coding region runs from base 69 to 1889 and encodes 606 amino acids. Lineage: Eukaryota; Metazoa; Mollusca; Bivalvia; Pectinida; Pectinidae.